AUGAUCUCGCCUAGCUCGAAUCCCUUGAAGCCCUUAACUUAUGCAAAGGUUGCUUUUUUUGCAAAUAGCUUCAAGAGGCUUAAAAGCUCCCAACAGUGGUUAAUUCGCCAAAAGGCCGAUCCAUAUGUCGAAAAAGCAAAAAUAAAUAAUUAUAGAUGUCGAAGUGCUUUUAAAUUGAUAGAAAUAAAUAAUAAAACUAACAUCCUGAAACCAGGUCUCACAGUUGUGGAUUUAGGUGCUUCCCCUGGAUCUUGGACACAGGUUGCCGUUCAAAAAACAAAUUCUGAUGGGGCAGACACAACAAAGCCCAAGGGAAAAGUCCUUUCUAUUGAUAAGCUGCAGAUAUUCCCCAUAGAGGGAGCUACUAUAAUGAGUAAUAUGGAUUUUACUACAACUGAAGCCCAUGGCAAAGUGGUUGACGCAUUAGAUGGUAUGAAAGUGGAUUUGGUUCUAUCAGACAUGGCUCCGAGUGCUACUGGUGUUAAGGAAUUAGAUAAAGACAGAAUAAUUGGCCUUUGUUAUAAUGCCAUAAGGUUUGCAGCAUUAGUCAGUAAGAUUGAUGGAAGUUUACUUUUUAAGGUGUGGGACUGCAAAGAGGUAUCCAUGCUAGGAAUGGAUUUAGAAAAGUUUUAUAGAAAUAUUAAAAUAAUAAAACCAUUAGCCAGCAGAUCUGAAUCUGCAGAAAAGUUUAUACUUGCGAGAGGAUUUCGAGGUAUUCAGAGGCCAUUAAGAAAUGGACAAUGGAGCUGA
Molecule: messenger RNA, 750 nt
Organism: Arctia plantaginis
Lineage: Eukaryota; Metazoa; Arthropoda; Insecta; Lepidoptera; Erebidae
Source: the annotation of a GenBank genome assembly